UAAAAGACAAGAGCCACACCAGAGAGACAUAGAUAACACAAACAGUGAGAACGUUUCUGAGGCUUGAGAGUGGAUACAUACAGUGUUUUUAAAACAACUUUAUUUAUAAACUCAGUGCUCACUGUAUCACUUCAAAGCGCUGACUGGAUAUCGAUUUGAGGCGAAGAAACCUUCUAAACACUAAUGAGUGCAACCAACUCCUCUGCCUAUCGAUCGGAGCGCAGUUUCCACCAGACAUCCUCCUCAUCUUCAUCCUCAACCUCAACAAACCCAUACAUGGAGAAGAGCCGGGGACUCUUCGCUGAGGACUUUGGAUCUUUCACGUGUCCAAAAGAUGCUUUGGCUUUUCCAAACAGAACAGGGACAGUUGGAAACAUCAAGACUCUGGGAGACACAUAUCAAUUCACAGUGGAUGUCCGAGACUUCUCUCCUGAGGAUGUGAUAGUCACCACCUCAAACAAUCAGAUUGAAGUUCAUGCUGAAAAGCUUGCUACUGAUGGAACAGUGAUGAACACUUUUACCCAUAAAUGCCAGCUACCAGAGGAUGUAGACCCCACCUCGGUGAAGUCAUGUUUAGGUGCUGAUGGGACUCUCACUAUAAAAGCACAGAGAAACACUGCAAAAUUGGAGCAUGCACAGACGUUCCGCACAGAGAUCAAAAUGUAGAUCUUUCCUCUCCUGCUGUAUCUGUUUCUCUGGGAUAAAUGACCUUAAUAAUAGUUGGUUAGUCCUGCUUUGUCAUUCCUCCAUGACCUUCUCUUAUUUCUUUCAUUAAACUUGAGUGGAACUUAAUCCUGUCACAUGUAUUCGAAACAUUUAAGACAAAUGCACUGCUAAAUACAUAUCACCUUAAAAUAUACAGUAGGGUCCAAAAGUCUGAGACCACAAUGAACAUCUGUGAGUCAAAAUCCAAUUCAAAUCUAUACAGAAACAGAACAUUUUAGGGUUUUGACGGUAAGAAAGAAAUGAAUGAAAUAAAUAAAAGAAUUAAAAAAAAAAAAUAAUUCUGCAUUUUGAUGUUACUAAAUGGAAUAAAAUUUGUUACAUUGAUCAUGUGGCUCUUUCUGCACACACUAAAUAUUCUUACUUCUAUUGAAACUCAAGAUGUUCUUUUAGUCAUUAAAUCAUGCUGGAGAACAUGAUCAUCAGGUUUUAAACAAACUGGUGAAGUUCAUGUAGCUCAAAUACUGCUGUCAUGAAAUCAAAAGGAGGGAAUACCAAAUACUGAGUUUUUUUGCUGAUAAUAUAAUUUGUUAAGCAUUGAAAAGCAAUGUUAGUAGUAGUUGUCUCACUGUAAGUAUGACAAACAAUCAGAAGAGAAACCUAUUAAUUGAACUGAUUGUUAUUGAAAGUUAUAUUUUCUGAUUGUAAAACUGUGUUGUGUUGGGUGAAUAAAACACUGUGUUAGAACAGAAUAAAACCAGGACACCUUUGAUGAGUA
This is a messenger RNA of Carassius gibelio (silver crucian carp), 1441 nucleotides long. Its product is annotated as heat shock protein beta-7. Lineage: Eukaryota; Metazoa; Chordata; Actinopteri; Cypriniformes; Cyprinidae. The coding region runs from base 184 to 666 and encodes 160 amino acids. The transcript has 3 exons. The record is from RefSeq and is a predicted model, not a curated record. Gene Ontology annotation, cellular component: cytoplasm; nucleus. Gene Ontology annotation, biological process: heart development.